AUGGCGACGUCAACAGAAACCCAUGACUCAGCAGGUCAAGGAAACGGGUCAGAGGACGUGGAUUUGUUGCAUCACUUCUCCCAGAGGGUGAACGUCGGCACCGACGUGUCCGUGUCGAUGGACGGUCUGCGGUGUCCGACUCUCCACGUGGGCCGUUACGGCAGUGUGACGGUGUCCACAGAACAGGUGUUUGGACAAAGGUUUUCAGAAGAGUUCAGCCUGCUGAUGGAGUUCCGCAGCUCUCAGAUGGAGGAGAGCAGCGUAGUUUCCCUGUUAAACUCCCAGCAUCACGUGCACCUGCAGCUCCGCCUCGGCCUGUUCUCGCUCACCUUCAUCUCCACACAGCACAGAGAAUAUGAGUUCACCGUGGGGUCUCUGCGGGACGGUCGGUGGCACCGAGUGUCACUGAGUGUCUCCCCUCUUUGGCUGGAGGUGUAUGUGGACUGUUCUCUGGUGGAGAGGGUGAACUGGGCGUAUCCCUGGCAGCGCAUCGCCACGGAUGGCGUCCUGAUGGUGGGAGGCAGCCUGGAGGGAUACGAGACACCCUUUGAAGGUGCUGUGAGACAAAUGACUUUUGUUAUGGGGGAUCCAGACGCUGCCAGGGACCAAUGCACUCUUCAUCAGCCCACCUGCAACGUGGUAACCUCCAGUGCAUUCUGGACUCACCUGUCCGAGGGAAACUCUGCAGACUCGACGGAUCCUGACCAGAGACCUGUCGUUGUCCUUGUCGAUGAACCUCUCCCUGUGUUAGCGGCUAACAGCGAGGACAGAGGAGCUGAUGCCACUGAAUCCUCUCCGUUCAUCCCAUCGUCAAAUGAAAGGAACGUCGACUUCAUCUCUCCCGAUUCACAACAAAAUGUUACGUUAGCGAUCUACAAGAAUGUGACGCCAUCAAUGCAACCAAAGGGAAACCGGGAGACGGACAGACUGCAGCCUCGUUUAAAAGUCAGCGUGGUUGGUCAACAUUCAAGUACACCGCAGUCUGGGGACGUAAUCUACGGAUCUGACCAGAGAAGCUACAGGAUCCACAGAGGUGCUGCUGGCUCUGUUGGACCACAGGGAAGAAGAGGAUGUCCAGGCAGAGAAGGGUUUAUUGGAUUUAAAGGUGACAUGGGAUCUCGAGGUAUUUCAGGCAUGGAUGGACGUAGAGGAGAUCCAGGGCCUCCAGGUCCUCCGGGACUUCCCACGCUUUAUUUAUGGCGGAACUCUGAGGACGACUGGGUCGCUUUCAGGAGAUCGACCUUCUUUCACAUGCUCAGAGCUGGCUGGCCGGUGCAGCCUGGUCCACCUGGACUCAUGGGAGAGAUGGGAACGCCUGGUCUUCCAGGGAUUCCUGGAGACCCAGGGACCAGAGGAGCUUCAGGACACAGAGGAAACAUGGGUGAAGCCGGUCCAAAGGGCGUCCCCGGCAAGAGAGGGAGUUUGGGUCGGAAUGGCAGUCAGGGGUUGGACGGGAUGUUUGGGCCACGGGGGCAACCAGGGCUCCAGGGACCCAUGGGCUUUAAAGGAGAAGAUGGUUUGCAAGGGGAGGAAGGUGAUGAGGGUUUCACUGGUGAGCCUGGACCACGUGGAGACAGUGGAGAGACUGGGAUAAAGGGAUCUAAAGGGGAACCAGGAGACGAUGGACCCACUGGACCACCUGGUCCUUCAGGUAACAGAGGUACUCAGGGGCUGCCUGGACCUCCAGGACCACAGGGAGACUCUGGAGAUGAUGGAGUGAAGGGUCCUCCAGGGCUGGUGGGGGCUCCAGGGGCCACGGGCGGGAUAGGACCACCUGGACUGAAUGGGUCUGAGGGGGAUCCAGGUCCAACUGGUCCACGAGGUCGUACAGGCCCUCGAGGGCCGUCAGGAUUAAGAGGAGAGACGGGCUCACCUGGACCUGCAGGAACUCAGGGUCAACCAGGCGAUGAUGGUCCCACUGGUCCAAAAGGGGAAAUUGGGGAACUGGGACCUGUGGGAAACAAAGGGCUUCCUGGUAUUGAAGGGCCUAUGGGGAUGCCUGGAAGUCCUGGUCCAAAAGGAUAUGCAGGUGUCAAAGGCUUCAGAGGACAGGAUGGUGACCACGGACAGGCUGGAGCCAAAGGAGACAGAGGCCCACGAGGUACUCCAGGAAUCCAGGGUCGUCGGGGAGAGAGAGGGGAAAGUGGCACCUCAGGCCCUCCAGGGGUCAGAGGUCAACCUGGGCCCGGAGGAGACGAGGGUGAAGACGGGGAAGUUGGUCUCCAGGGAGCCGUGGGGAACCAGGGGCCAAAGGGAAAUAGAGGCAGUCCAGGUCAAAGUGGGACGUCGGGACUAAAAGGGCAAAGGGGUCGUCCAGGACGCCCUGGUGUGGUUGGUCUACCUGGCAUCCAGGGUUUCAAAGGCAGAGUUGGGACUGAGGGACCAGAAGGAAAGCCUGGUACACAGGGUGCUGUCGGUUCUGUUGGCUCUUCCGGGCCCAAGGGAGACAGAGGGUUUCCAGGUGUGGCUGGUGAACCAGGACAGACGGGUCCUCCAGGAGCAAGAGUCGUUGGGAAGCCUGGAGACAAUGGAAUCCCUGGACCACCUGGGGAGAGGGGCUUCACUGGAAAACAAGGGCUGAUGGGCCCCCAGGGUCCAGUAGGCAUGUGUGGUUACCCUGGAGCCGUGGGGCAGCCCGGGGGACCGGGCCACAUGGGACAGAGGGGAGACGCUGGAGUCAGAGGACUUCCUGGCAGCUCAGGAAAACGUGGCCCUCCAGGUCUGCGGGGUGUUUCUGGUGAGGGAGGGUCUGUAGGACCACAGGGCCGCAGAGGAGAGUUGGGGCUCAAGGGCACUCGGGGGCUGCCAGGCCCUCCAGGAAAACCAGGAUCAGCGGGCAGCAUGGGGAGCCUUGGUCCCCCAGGGAGUGAGGGGCCACCGGGGCCACCAGGGUUGGUUGGUCCUAGAGGGUUUCCAGGAAAAGCCGGCAUUACUGGGACUAUGGGUCAGUCAGGAGAGGAAGGACACCAGGGAGCCACGGGUUCUGCUGGCGAUGCUGGUGCUCCAGGUCUGGACGGGCAGCAGGGUUCUCCAGGACCAGCUGGUGAAGAUGGGAUUCCUGGAACUAAAGGUGAAAAGGGACCUCCAGGCCCCCAAGGACCACCAGGACUCAGGAGACCGAAGGGAGAGCCAGGACUACAGGGCUCCCAGGGACUGCAGGGUGAGCCUGGCCAGAGGGGAAAAGAGGGAGAUGUUGGAGAGUGUGGUGUUUCUGGGGCGACGGGUGCUAAGGGAGCAAAGGGAAUUGUUGGAAGUCGUGGCCCGUUAGGAUCCCAGGGACCUCGAGGAGUGCCGGGCAUUAGAGGACUGAGAGGAUCAAAAGGAGAAAAGGGUUAUGAAGGCUUCACGGGUGAAGCUGGGCGGAGGGGGACACUUGGACCAGCAGGUUUAUCAGGACUACGGGGGUUUCCAGGUAUUUUUGGGAUUAUUGGACUGCAGGGAAAACCAGGACCAAAGGGAGACACGGGACCUGCUGGUUUGACAGGGGACAAAGGAAGUCCAGGUCCUAAGGGGGCAAACGGAAACCGAGGUGUGAAAGGUGACAUGGGAAAGCCUGGACCACUGGGUUCUAAAGGAGCCACAGGGAGACACGGUGAUCCUGGUGCAAAGGGCUUUUCUGGACCUGAUGGGCUGAGAGGAGAGCCUGGAGAGAAAGGGAGGCCAGGAGAGAGCCUUGAUGGACUGCAUGGAAAAAAAGGACCUCCAGGAUUACCAGGACCUCAGGGUACUGAGGGUGAGAUGGGACUUCAGGGCCCUGCUGGUCCUCAGGGACUUCAGGGACCAAAAGGUGGACCUGGACAGGAAGGACGAAAAGGACAAAAGGGUCAAAAGGGAGAUGACGGCAAAAGUGGACGUCCAGGGAAGACAGGACGCGCUGGGCGGAGGGGGAAAAGAGGGAAAGCUGGAAGCAGAGGUCUCAGAGGAAGUGGAGGAGAAAAGGGUAUGACGGGUGAUGUGGGUCCAUUUGGUCCACGGGGAAGACAUGGUGCAUAUGGUGAAACUGGGCCUCGUGGAGAAAAAGGCGAAAUGGGUCGACCAGGCUUUAAGGGAGUAUCUGGAGAUCCUGGAGCACAUGGCCUUCUUGGUCGACAAGGGUCAAAGGGAAUGAAAGGCUCGUCUGGAGAGCCAGGAAGAGCUGGAGAGAAGGGAGAGCAGGGUGAUAUCGGCCUGCCAGGUGGACGAGGGUCCCCCGGCCUACCUGGGCUGCCUGGUUUGUUUGGACAGAAGGGUUUGAAAGGGUUUUCUGGACCAUCAGGCCUCACAGGGAGGAAAGGUUUACCUGGACCACCUGGACCUCCUGGACCCCCGGGGACGUCCCUGAACCUCACUCUGACUCAGCUGAAGGAUCUCAUGUACGUGUCAGACAAACCCAACCGUGUGCUGGUGCAGGCUCUGCUGGACUCCCUUCAGGGUGAGCUGCACUGGUUCAUAAAUCCACCAGAUGGCAGCAAACAACACCCUGCGACCACAUGUCUGGAGCUGUGGCUGGCUUUCCCCAACUCCACUAAUGGGCUGUAUUACAUUGAUCCUAACCAGGGAAGCCCAGCUGAUGCUUUUCAAGUGUACUGUGACUUCACAGCAGAACCAAAGACGUGCCUGUCUCCACUCCAGCCUCAGGUUCCCAUAAAAGCUUGGCUAAAGGAUUCAGGCACAAAUAUGUCAUUUCACUGGUUGAGCACAGUUGACGACGGCUUCCAGUUUGAGUAUCCAGGAGGAAGAGACGUGGUGCAGAUGAGGUUUCUGCGACUGAACAGCAGGUUCUCCUCUCAGACCAUCACAUACUCCUGCUCGCCAGGAGGAAGACGGAGCGGGGACAGAGACACAGAGAGGGACGUCAAGUUCCUGGCUGACACUCGGAGGCACAGUUACCUGGGAGUGCUGCAAGACUGUGUGAUGUCAGAGACUCCAGAGUCAGGAGGCCAGGAAUCCGUUUUUCAGUUUGAAAGUGAAGACCUCCUCCUGCUGCCUCUAAGAGACCUGGCAGUGUUUGGAAACCAAGAGCUAACCUGGGAGUUUGGCUUCACGAUAGGACCUGCGUGCUUCAGUUAGAGACGCCCAGCAUCUCUCAGCAUGAUCGUAUGCAGCAUCCGAUUCUGAGCGGGGCACUGAGAUGAAGUGAAGACACUCUUUACACUAAAUAAUCAACAGUGAAGUAGAUUCAGGAAGUCUACAUUACAUUAGACCACAGUUUCAAAAUGAGAUACACAUCAAAGUAGAAAAGUAUUCAUGCUUACAUUAAUGAAUGAUGAUUCUCAGUCAAAAUCAGCAGGGAGGCAUGUCGACCAGGUGGUUUGCUGCUCUUUCUCUUUGAAUGGACAGAUGACGAGCGCCAUGGGUUAAACCUCGUGUCUCCAUUUGCUUCUUUACAACUGUUCUCAGUAUUUAAAGAGGCUUUUCCCGGUGGCAGCCUUCUAGUCCCCACCUCUGCACCUCGGCAGAUGGAUAAAUCACAUCUAAAAUGUAAAUAAAAUCAUAAAUAUUAGCGGCAGUGUUAGUGUCGUCAAAUGAAAUCACAUUAUGUAAUGUGAUUUAAGUGUGUGUUAUGUCAUUUACUGAUAUUACCCCCGGAUAUAAAAGAUAACACACCGCUAAUACACUCUGACAUCAUUCAUUACUGCACUUUUGUGCAUCGCUGCAAAUAAAAGCACACGACAUGGUUCCUUACACAUCGUCCAUCAGUCUCGCAGGUUUCCAUGAUGGCCUUCAGCUUGGUCUCUAUGCUGGUGUUUCACUAAGUACCAAGUGAACCCUGCACCCGCAACCCUUUCCAAACCUUCCAAGACUCCGUUCUUCUUUUUGAACAUGAACGAGGCAGAGAAAAGCAAACAAAAACCUGAAAAAAGAAAUAAAACCUCAUCCCUUCAUAUCGCAGACAUGCCGUAUCACACGGACUAAUAUGAUCACAGGACCGUGGUCAUUUGCGGUGGAGUUUUUUACUUUACAAAUUACAGGAAUGGACUAUUCACACAGGAUUAAGAUCACAGAUUAUUACACAUUACUGGAGAUUCUCAGGUGAUGCUAAUCCCAUGUUUGUAGAUACUGAGAAACCUCACGUACCCCAUUCCGCAUGUCUCUCGGUAAAUGAAAAUGAAAUCAGGGCUGGAGGUGUUUAGUUUAACAUACUAAAUAAACCUGUAUAAACCAGUAUGUGACAGUGUGUCGCAUGUAGUCUUGGAUAAUAACUUUGUUGUUCUCAAUACACAGUAUUUAAAUGCUUAAAGCUUUGACAGGGAGCAAAAAUGUCAUUUAGGGAGUUAAUCCCCCUUAAUCCCAUGUGUGGCAGCAGGUCUGCAAACAUUUCUACCACUCCUCUGCUCUCUAUGUUCUAUAGAUUUUGGUUUUUUGUUACCUCGACACGUUGAGCUGUGUAGAUGAAGUUUCCUCUGACACGAAGGACAUUUUGAACCUGAAUGUCUUGAUGUUUGUUAACUUAAUUUGUUUGUGUUCUUGAUUAUUUAUGUAAGUGUUUGACCUUGAUUUAAUCAUUUUUAAUUCUGUUACAUUGUGACUUGAUCAUUGUAUUGAUGAUGAUGAAUGGGCCAUGCUACGAAGAUGAUACAAUUGUCCAAAUGUGAUAAAUGAAUGACCAUCAGUAUGUACAGUAAAUAUGAAAGAUUACAUCGUUAAUAACAUUAUCCAAUAUGAGAUGAGUUUUUUUCUUCUUAAGGGACCAACAUAUCAAAGUUAUUGGUACUAAAGUGUUUCUUUUAUUGUACACUUAAUACACUAGAAAUAUUUGGCUGUUAAGCAAUUACUGCUAACUGUGUUCACCAGCUUCUUUGUUACUAUGACAACCUGUACUCAUGUCAGUUAUAAAUGCAGCUUUAAAGAUAGUUUCCUCUUUCAGGUAUGGCUCAACAGGUUUACAGGGUCUAUAACAAGCUAUGUAAUACAGAGUUGUACAUUAUGGUAAGUUAUAUUUCCUAAUGCUUGAUGACACAUUAAAUACAUUUUGUUUGCUUGUUGUUUCACUCAGGGAAGUGAGCCCAGCCCCAUCACGUGUGCAAUCAGUCCUUUAUUACUCCCAAACCAUCGUUUUUAGCAUAUUUGCACACAACUCGUAUCAAUAAAACCACAUUACGUGGUGUUAUGUGGAACUAUGCUGUGUGCCUGUUAUUGUAUGCAGUUAAAAGUACUUUCUUGUCUGUGUUCUUGCCCAAAAUACAUUGGGAUGUCUGUAUGUACUGUUUAUUAACACAAUGAGAACUGCAGCUCCUCUACAGGUGUAUAUUACUUUCUCAUCUUCAUACAAAUGUUGAUAGUAUCUGUAUAUGUAAUAAAUGA
Messenger RNA from Solea solea (common sole), 7284 nucleotides. Its product is annotated as collagen alpha-1(I) chain. The record is from RefSeq and is a predicted model, not a curated record. Lineage: Eukaryota; Metazoa; Chordata; Actinopteri; Pleuronectiformes; Soleidae. The transcript is spliced from 67 exons. Bases 1 to 5049 code for a protein of 1682 amino acids. Gene Ontology annotation, molecular function: extracellular matrix structural constituent.